CUGGCUUCCCCGCCCAUCACAACCCAUUAGACCAAUUUUAAGCGAAAAAUAAAAUAUGAGAGUGUACGGCUUUGGUUGAUCUAUCGUGGAAUGCCCCCGCUGGUACUACAAAGCUACAGCCUACAGCGAAGAGAAUGGAUGCCCGCUGUGCUGAAGCGCCCGUUGAGAGCCUGGCCUUGAGCGCGGCUGAACGGUCCGCGGCAGAGGGCGGUGUGGGUCGGACCGCCAGUGUGCUCUGUGCAGCGAGAGUGUCCGGGCGCCGCACAGGUGACGUUCUCAGGGGUGCGGAGUGCUGACACAACCCAGCUGCCGGCUCGGCGGGCCGGCUGCCAGGAUGGGCUCGGAGAAGGACGCCGAUGACCCCCUGCUGAGGCAGAUCGGACGCAUCGGCAAAUGGCAGGCCAUCACCUUCGUCGUCCUCGCGCUGUUCGCCGCGCCGGUCGCCUGGCAGAUGCUGGUGGUGGUGUUUCAGUCGCCGUCCGGGGUCGAUCACUGGUGCAAACGACCGGCCGCCUUCGCCAACUGGAGCGUCGAACAGUGGCGCAACUACAGUACGCCGUACACGACUGAUCAGGCCGGCGCGCUCCACUGGGACCGAUGUCACGUGUACGCGCUCGACUACAGCACGGCGCCGCAGGAGCCGGUCCGGCCGCCCAACGGCACCGAGACGGCGCCCUGCCCGCGGCUGUACCGCGUGCACGGCCGCUGGGAGUUCGACCACUCGUUCUACCAGUGGACCAUCCAGGAGCACUUUGGUCUGGUCUGCGAGUAUGAGUACCUGCUAGCGCCCAUCAAGUCCUCCUACAUGGUGGGUGUCAUGCUGGGGGCCCUGCUCGGCGGCAUGGCCUCAGACAGGUUCGGCCGCCGCCCGGUCAUCCUGGCGCUGCUGGGCACCCUGCUGCCCCUCUCCCUGCUGGUGGCUCUCUCUCAGACGGUGAUGGUAUUCAUCGUGCUCAGGUUCCUGGUGGCCAUGGCCGUGGUGGCCGAGUACACCGCCAUCUUCGUCUACUGUAUGGAGAUGGUCAGCGGUCGCUGGAGGAUCAUUCUAGGCAUGCUGAUCCAGCUGCCGUUCUCGUUCGGCUUUAUGAGCCUGGCCGGGAUCGGGUACGCGCUGACAGACUGGCAGCAUCUGCAGGUGGCCAUUAGCGCACCCAUCGUCGUCUUCUUCUUCUACUACUGGGCGGUGCCCGAGUCUCCCCGGUGGUUGCUGGCGGCCGGGAAGGUGGAUAGGGCGACGGCGCUCAUCGAGUCCAUAGCCGAGAUCAACGGCAGAGAGUUCGACCCCGACAUUCAGCUGGUGCCACCGCACGAGGGACGGCGGCACGUCAGCGUCAUAGAGCUGCUCCGCUCGCCAUCCGUCCGCUACCGCACGCUCAACCUGUGGUUCAACUGGACGGCCAACGUGCUCGUCUACUACGGGCUCAUCUUCUCGUUUGCGGACGUGGGCGACGACAUCUACCUGAGCACGGUGCUGGGUGGUCUGGUGGAGGUGCCCGCCUACCUGAUCGGUAUCGGCGUGUGCCUGCUGCUCGGCCGGCGACUGCCCAUCGCCGGCACCAUGCUGCUGGCCGGCGGAUGCCUGCUGGCCACCAUCGCCGUGCCCAGAGGGGCGUUUGCCCGCGACUGGCCGCUGCUGCUACUGACGCUGAUGGCCCGGUUCUGCAUCACGACCUCGUUCGGCGUGCUGUACGUGUUCUCGGCGGAGGUGUUCCCCACGGUGCUACGUAACACAGGCGUCAGCUCCAGCUCCACGUGCGGCCGGAUCGGCGCCAUCGUGGCGCCGUUCGUGGCCGACAUGGCGAAGACGUACGUGCACCUGCCGGCCGUGGUGCUGGCCGUGGCCGCGCUGGCCGGGGGCCUGCUCAUCCUGGUCCUGCCAGAGACCACCGGCCACAAGCUACCCGACACGCUCACAGAGGCCAAACAGCUCGGCAGUGACACCAAGAACGGAGCUGUGUCCGCGCGCCCGGUGCCUACUCUGAAGACCACCCCUCCGGCCGAGCAGUACAACAACGCCGCGUUUGAGGGUGACGGGGAAACUGGCGGACGGGACGGAGCGAAAUGAAGGUAGAAAUAAAGCGGACAUAAGAUACGGAUGGAGUGGAAUGCGUUUGGACUGGAGCGGAAUAAGAGCGGAAUGAGGCCCAGCCAGAGCGGACUGAGGCGGUAAGGAGAGGGAUGAAAAUGAAACAGCGCUACGUCGCCGAGACAAAGCCGGUUGAGACUGAGAAGGAGCGGACUGAGAGCAGAAUGGUCGGACCGAGAGCGGACUGAGAGCGGGAUGGAGAGGACUGAAGCGGACUGAGAGCGGGAUGGAGCGGUCUGAGAGCAGAAUGGAGCGGACUGAGGCCUUGACGAGGCCGAGCUGGAGAGAAAUAAGGACGGACUGAAGCGGGCCCUUGUCGGUCGGUAACCGACAGGCGCCGCUGUGAAAACUAUGCGCUUCGGAGGAAGCAGCGAGGUUUUAUGACGAAAUGCCCUUUUUACGAAGGCAGUUUUAGUGAAGUGUUAUGAGUGGAGUGCCUGAUCUGAUUAGUGUAGAUCCAAGUGUAGAUCUAGCUGCAUACGAUCAACAAAGCUCAGACUCUAGUCUCCAAUGGGGAGCGAGCCGAGUGUUUUAUGUUGCCACAAGGAGUGCGAAUCUUCCAGGUUAGCCCUAAUAAUAAUCGAUCUUUAGAGAUGGUCGAUCGUCUAAUCAAGAGCCCCAUGUCAGCAACUUUGUUAAACGCAUGAAAUGCAAGCUCAAACGGCAAAAUUUCCUUUCUACCGAAACUUAAACUCGUCCCAAUAGGAGCGGGGCCACUGUGGGCAAAGCUGUAUCAACAUUAAACUUUUUAUAUUCAUAUAGCCAAGGAACCGUAGACAAAUAAAUCGUAACAAC
Molecule: messenger RNA, 2881 nt
Organism: Amphibalanus amphitrite
Lineage: Eukaryota; Metazoa; Arthropoda; Thecostraca; Balanomorpha; Balanidae
Product: organic cation transporter protein-like
Exons: 12
Coding region: 335-2065 (576 amino acids)
Biological process (GO): transmembrane transport
Cellular component (GO): membrane
Molecular function (GO): transmembrane transporter activity
Source: RefSeq, a predicted model, not a curated record